Verticillium alfalfae VaMs.102 is the source of this 2529-nucleotide messenger RNA. Its product is annotated as staphylococcal nuclease domain-containing protein. Gene Ontology annotation, biological process: regulatory ncRNA-mediated gene silencing; mRNA catabolic process. Gene Ontology annotation, molecular function: nuclease activity; RNA binding. Gene Ontology annotation, cellular component: nucleus; cytosol; RISC complex. Bases 1 to 2529 code for a protein of 842 amino acids. NCBI's taxonomy places the organism in Eukaryota, Fungi, Ascomycota, Sordariomycetes, Glomerellales, Plectosphaerellaceae. The transcript is spliced from 2 exons. The record is from RefSeq and is a predicted model, not a curated record.
AUGUCCAAGACAUUUUUCGCGAAGGUCAAGAGCGUGCUCUCAGGCGAUACGCUGAUCCUGACGAACCCUCAAAACCCCAAGGCCGAGCGAACUUUCUCCCUGGCCUUCGUUGACGCCCCACGUCUGCGCAAGGAGGGCGACGAACCCUACGCCUUCCAAGCCCGCGAAUAUCUCCGAGAAAACGUCGGCAAGCAGGUCCAAUGUACCGUCCUCUACACCGUUCCCUCUGGUCGUGAUUUUGGCACCGUCCUGCUGUCAAGAGAGGGCCCAUCACUACCCGAUGAGGCUGUCAAGGCCGGCUGGCUGAAGGUUAGGGAAGACGCUGGUCGCAAAGAAGAGUCGGAAGAGAUUCUCGAACGCCUUGAUCUGCUUCGUGGCCUCGAGGGCCAGGCCAGGAGCGAGUCUAUCGGUGUCUGGUCUGGCUCUGGCGGCUCGAUCCAGGUUCAAAAUGACCUUGGCGGCCCUGAGUUCAUGAACCAAUGGAAGGGCAAGACGGUUGACGGCAUCAUCGAGCGUGUCCUCAGCGGCGAUCGUCUUCUCGUCCGCCUGCUGCUCUCUGACAAGAAGCACGCUCAGGUCAUGACGUUGCUUGCUGGUGUGCGCACGCCCGCCACGGAGAGGACAGUACAGUCCACCGGCCAGACGCAGCCGGCGGAGGAGUUUGGCAACGAAGCGAAGGCUUUUGUCGAGGAGCGUAUGCUUCAGCGCAAGGUCAAGGUUGACAUUGUCGGUGCCAGCUCCCAGGGCCAGCUUGUCGCUACCAUCAUCCACCCCAACGGUAACAAGAACAUUGCCGAGUUCUUGCUGUCAGAAGGUCUUGCUCGCUGCAACGAUUUCCACUCGACGAUGCUCGGCGAGAAGAUGGCCCCGCUGCGCGCGGCCGAGAAGACGGCUCAGGGCAAGAAGAUCCGCCUGCACCAGAACCACGUCGCCAAGGAGGGCGGCGCUCAGUCUGACAUGACCGUCACCAAGAUUGUCGGUGCCGACACUAUCAUCGUCCGCAGCAAGGAAGGAAAGACGGAGAAGCGCAUCAACUUUAGCAGCAUCAGGGGCCCCCGCGCUGGCGAGCCGACCGAGGCGCCGUACAGAGACGAGGCUAAGGAGUUCCUGCGCAAGAAGGUCAUCGCUAAGCACGUCCGUGUCAGCAUUGAUGGCCACAAGGCCGCCGCUGAUGGCUUCGAGGCUCGCGACGUUGCUACUGUGACGGAGAAGAACCAAAACAUUGGUCUGCUCCUGGUCGAGCAUGGCUACGCCACGGUCAUCCGCCACCGCAAGGACGACACGGAUCGCGCUUCCAACUACGACGAGCUUCUUGCGGCCCAAGAGAAGGCCAAGGAGGAGAAGAAGGGCAUCUGGUCGGGCAAGGCGCCCAAGAUCAAGCAGUACAUCGACGUCUCCGAGUCUCUGCAGAAAGCCAAGCUGCAGCUGGCUGGUCUCCAGCGCCAGAAGAAGGUUGCUGGUGUGGUUGACUUUGUCAAGUCUGGUUCCCGCUUCACCAUUCUAGUUCCUCGCGAGGGCAUCAAGCUUACCCUUGUUCUGGGAGGUGUGCGUGCCCCAAGGGCGCCCCGCAACAACGGAGAAGGCGACUUCGCCAAGGUCCUUGUCGAAGAGGGUCUCGCGUCCGUGCACGGCUACUCUGCGGAGAAGUCUGGUAACGCUGGUGAGCUGUUCCCGGCAGAGCAGCGUGCCAAGGAGGCUCGCAAGGGACUCUGGAAGGACUGGGACCCUUCGCAGGACGAGCAGGUCGAGGAGGCCGCACCCGCCGAGUCGCAGGACACGCCCGAGUCGUAUGACAACAAGGCCAAGGACUACCGCGAUGUUGUGGUCACGGAGAUGGACGGCAACGGCAGGCUUAAGAUCCAGGAGAUUGGCAAGGGCACUGCAGCGUUGACGACGAUGAUGAACGAGUUCAAGAAGUUCCACAUCGACUCGAAGAACGCCAAGCCCCUGGGAGACGCGCCCAAGACGGGCGAGUUCGUCGCGGCCAAGUACUCGGUUGACGGCCAGUGGUACCGCGGACGCGUCCGCUCCAAUGACCGGGCCAACAAGGUGGCUGAGGUGCUCUUCAUCGACUACGGCAACUCAGAGAAGAUUGCGUGGAAGGACCUGCGCCCCCUUGACCAGCCGCAGUUCAGCACGCAGAAGCUCAAGAGCCAGGCCUCUGACGCGUCCCUGUCGUUUGUGCAGCUGCCGACGGCGCCCGAGUACUUCCGCGAGGCGCAGGACUUUAUCGCCAAUAUCACCGGGGGCAAGGAGCUGGUGGCGAGCUUUGACUUUGUCGACACGAAGGAGGGCGUCAGCUACAUCACGCUGUACGACUACAACUCGGGCUCCGGCAAGCCGGGCCCCAACGACUCGAUCAACAAGGAGGUCCUCGCCGCCGGUGCCGGUCUUGUGCCGACAAAGCUCAAGGCGUGGGAGCGCAGCGGACAGCACGCGUCAUACCUGAAGCACCUCAAGGAGGUGGAGUCGCAGGCCAAGCAGGAGAGGCAGGGCAUGUGGGAGUACGGCGACAUUACGGAGGAUUAG